AUAUGUAAAUACAAAGAUGGGUGGUAAAUUUGUAACCGUAGCCGAUAGCAAAUCAUUGGAUCAAAUACUACUCUGUUUACAGUUGAAUUCUCAACACUCCAUUUUUUCUUCUCCCUUCCAAACUCGGUUGAAUGCUCUCCCUUUCACGCUGCAUCUUUCCCUCUCUUCUCCAUUAAAGUGUAAUUUGAGUUCUCCAUUGAAGCAGCUUCUGAGAACUUGAUGCUAUUGAUGAAUGGGAUAAUGAUGAGGAUGGUGUACAAUCGUAUUGCGUCAAACUUUCACUCCUCCAAGAUGUUUUGUUCUAAGGUAGAGCCUACAUUGAAAGUGGGAGAUAUAUUACAGCAGAGGAGAAUAUUUACAAUUGAGGAUGUUGUUGAAUAUUCUAAUGUCAGUAAAGACAUUAAUCCUCUUCAUUUUGACACUAAGUGUGCUCAAAUUGCCGGAUUUCAAGAUCGACUUGUUCAUGGGAUGCUAGUUGCUUCUUUAUUUCCUCGCAUUAUCUCCUCUCAUUUUCCUGGUGCUGUUUAUGUUUCGCAAAAUUUGCAAUUUAGACAACCUGUGUAUGUUGAAGAUGAGAUUGUUGGUGAGGUGCAAGCAUUUAGCAUUAUAAAUUUCAAGAAGAACUACUUUGUAAAGUUUAUCACCAGGUGCUUCAAAAAGGACAGUCUCAUUGUGCUUGAUGGCGAAGCUACGGCAAUCUUACCUUAUUUGAGUUGGCAAAGCCAAAUCGUCGAAUGAAUGAAAUUUUAUGCAUUGUAAGUGCAUUUCCUGAAACUAGCAUUUGAUUCUUUGGAAAAUUUCGAAAACAUGUAUGGCAACCAUUUAAAAGAAUACAUAUUUCAAGUUUAGGUGGACGCUAAACUUCUCAAAAGUUGGCUUAUAGAAUAGAGAUUAUUUAAUCUAUUGCCUUGUAUGGGGACAUUUGUUGUGAUGUUUUUGUAGGCAAGCGAAAUUGCAUAUGUGGUAAAUUUAAUAUGAAUGACCUCAAGUUAUGUAGCUUGAGCAUACUCUUAGGACUCAUUUUGGUAGAGUAUGCAUAUAUGAUGGCAUUUUUUUUUCUUGUUUGUGACAGGAUAUAUGAUGGCAAUUUGAAUGAAUUAAUAUGUAAUUUGUGACGAAUGUCCUAUAUCAGUAUUUUUGGUAACUUUAUUAAUAUAUUUUUAUAGCAUAUAACUUAGUUUAUUUUGUGCUUAUCAGCCAAGUUUGUACUAUUAUUAUAUAGAACUAAUUUUCCAAGGAAUAAAAUUUGGAUUAAUUAUUUAUCUAUUUAUUAUUGU
Molecule: messenger RNA, 1277 nt
Organism: Chenopodium quinoa (quinoa)
Lineage: Eukaryota; Viridiplantae; Streptophyta; Magnoliopsida; Caryophyllales; Amaranthaceae
Product: (R)-specific enoyl-CoA hydratase-like
Exons: 4
Coding region: 220-738 (172 amino acids)
Source: RefSeq, a predicted model, not a curated record